Molecule: messenger RNA, 3332 nt
Organism: Haplochromis burtoni (Burton's mouthbrooder)
Lineage: Eukaryota; Metazoa; Chordata; Actinopteri; Cichliformes; Cichlidae
Gene: zbedx
Exons: 2
Coding region: 273-2177 (634 amino acids)
Molecular function (GO): DNA binding
Source: RefSeq, a predicted model, not a curated record
UGGGACUCGUUUGGGUAUGGCGCAUGCGUACUUCCGCCAGUGUUCCCAUUCUUUGCCGUUGCUGCUCUCAGAGCGCAUGUGGGGAAGCUAGCUGACGGUGUUGUCGUCUCCUUCUUCGUUUUCUGGGAAGCAUCUGAACAAAGGCCUGCCCCUUUUUCAUGAGGAUUGCUCUACCGCCAUCGUUACUUUACGUGUAAUCACGAUUACUAAAUCGGAUUACGAUACUUUUAUUAUAUUUCAAGGUACCAGUAACAACAGAGACAGAAUUCGAAAUGGAUGCGGAUCACCAAGAAACCAGCGGCGAGACCAAAUCGGCCAUUAAUACUUGGCGUUAUCGACACCAUUUCACGUACAAGGCAGAUCAAGGGAAAAAUAUCAUCGUCCAGUGUAAUCUGUGCUUGCCGAGGGUUAAUCUGCUGUCCACGUCAAAAACCUCCACUUCAAAUCUAAAGAAACAUUUAGACAGAACACAUUUAGGCUGUGAAGCCAGGCCUGAUGCCAAGAGAGGACGGAAAAAAGAGGAAUACAACGGUGAGGAAAGCAGACACUGCCAGCUCAAAAAGCUCAAAGCGGAAAUCAUCUCCAAAUGCCUGACCCAGGCAAAGAUCGAUGAUCUGAUCUUCAACUUCAUUGUGGAGGACUGCCAGUCAUUUUAUGUGCUGGAGCAGCCUGGCUUCAGGAAGCUGAUUGCCGGUUUAACUGAAGGGCUCAAAUCCAUGGACAGGGUGACCCUGUUUACUAAGGUGGACCACGGAUUCUCCAAGAUGCGGGAAGAGUUGAUGUCUAAGCUCAGCAGCGUCCAGUAUGUGUGCACCACAGCGGACAUCUGGACAGCCCACAACAGGAGCUUCUUUGGGAUGACCUGUCACUGGAUCGAUAUGGAUUCUUUGGAGAGGAAAUCCGCCGCCCUGGCUUUUGCACGGCUGCAGGGCAGGAUCACGUAUGACACCAUCGCCGGCCGCAUACACGACGUCCACGUGGCCUACAAUAUUGAGAGUAAAGUUCAGACAACAGUCACAGAUAACGGCAGCCCCUUCAUCAGUGUCUUCAGGGAGUUUGCGCUGGACAGCCAAGAAAGUGACGACGACAUCGGUUUCUACGAGAACGUGAGCACCGUGCUCGAGGGUGAGCCGGAGCAGGACAUGCUGCUGUUUCUGCCCACCGUGCAGCGCUGUGCGUCACACACCCUGGAGCAGAUCGUCACUGAUGACUUCUGGCAGGCUGUGUCACAGGGGCCCAUGUGCCAGCUACAUUACAGUGCCAUGGCUAAAGUGUUUGCCAUAUGGAGCAAAUGCCACCAUCUCCAGGUCGGGAUGGACGCGGCAGAGGAGAUAGGGAAGAUGGCACUCGUCGUCCCCACCGUUAUACGCUGGAACGUAGAGUACUGUGCCGUGCAGAAGAUUGUCUCUCUCAGCGAGCGGGAGCUGACGGAGCUCUGCGCUCGCCUCGAGGUCCCACGCUUUCAGCCGGAGGAGAUGGCCUUCUUGAAGGAAUAUGUGACUGUGUUUCACCCGCUCGCAUUUGCACUCGAACUUUUCCAGGCGGAGCAGAAAUGCUACCUGGGCCUGGUCAUCCCAACCGUACUCAGUCUGAAGAACAAGCUAAAUGAGCAGAAGGAUGCCGCAAAAUACUUCGGCGAUGCCAUCAACGCCAUUGUAAUGGCUAUCGACGUGCGGUUCCAGGAGCUGUUUGGCAGCACCGAAGCGAAGAUUGCGACCGCGACCACUCCUCAGUUUCGCUUGUGGUGGAUGGCGGCCUCCGAGAGGGAGGAGAUGUGCGCCCUGCUGGCCUCGGAGGCGUCCCAGAUGGAUCCCUGCACCGUAACCGAGGCGAACACCAGCCGCAACCUGUCCACCAUUGAAUCUGAGGAUGACUUCUUUAGCUACGGCUCAGUGAAACCGGCCGUCCAGAUCCAGCAGCGGGGGGUGUUGGAGGAGAUUCGCAAGUAUGUAGAAGGAACGGGGAAGAGCCUCGAGUGCCUGCAGGACUUCCCAAGAGUGAAGCAGCUCUUCCUAAAAUACAACACCACCCUGCCGUCCACGGCCCCCGUCCAGCGUCUCUUCAGCCAGAAGGGCAACCUGGUGACAUCACAGAGAAACUUUCUGACUGACGACUAUUUCGAGCGCAUUCAGCUUUUGAGAUACAACAGCAACCUGUGCUCUCUGGUCAGCGAGUGAAUGGGUUACCGAUGUCCGUCUCAGACUUUUAACCGACACAAAAUCAAACCAUAUUGUUUUGAAGUCAUCACAGGAGAACACUGAACAAUAUCUCAUUUCAGGCACUUUAGCCCAAAUGUUCUUUCUAAUAUUUAUCCCCCCUGCCUGUUUUGGUUGGCAAAGCAUAUGUCUCCCACUCCAGAAUGGCUUAAUGAAAACAUCUGAUUGACAAUCAUAGACACUGACACUCGGACUGACAGAAAGCAUCUUUAUCUGUGCUGUUGUUGUGAUUUGAUGUAGCCACGGGGUUAAACUGAAGUGAUUUUUGUCUUUCAGUUUGUUUUUUUUCUACAGCUGUUCAGUAAGAAUGCAUCUCCUGUCUGUAUUUUAUAUCAUAUAUAAAGCGACAAGAAGAGACCCCCCCCCCCGCUCCUUUUGUUUGUUUGUGUCUCGCCUUUUUCCCCCCCCCCUUUCAUAAAAACCAAUUGCAAGCCACAAGUAAUUAGAUUAGUUACAGAAUGACAUCAGCUGCCUUAUUUACAUGCAGCACCAAACGCGUUCGGCAAACACUCAUUGCACUUUCAAACGCGUCCGGGUGUGUUUGUGUGCGAGGAAGAUGCACAACAUGCAAACAGUGAAAUUCCAGUGGUGCACAUUUCCCCAGUGUAUUCUUUGCCAUGUGCCCGGAUGUCAGCUAAGAGCUUUCGUCUUGUCAGACAGCUGCCUGGAGACCAACAGGAGGCUGUCAGAGAAUGCAAACACAGGCUCUGUCUGGACCCGAGCUGUCGAAGACCUGACAUUUUUGAAAAUGCAAAAACCAGCCCGCAGAGAGCCUGAAAAACCUUGGGAUUUGCUUUCCCUUCGAUAUAUUAUUCCUAAAUAUAUUCUCUGAGUGAUUUUCCGUGAGUUUGCCUACAGCAGUCACAGAGGAUUAAACGGACUUGAAAACUGAAAACCUAUUUCUCUUCUGAAUUGGGAUUCUGUUCCAUAGUGCAGCUUCUGAUAGGGAGAAAAAACAGCUUACACAACUGAUUGCAGAGAAAGAACAAGCUGGAGGAGUGUAGAUUAAAGAGUAAAGCAACAAUUCUUUGCUGCUGCAAAGUAAAAUGAAACAGAAGUAUCUGGAGUUGCACUGAGUUCAGGGGUCUUUGUUUAUAGACUGUAGGAGGAAGCUGG